This is a messenger RNA of Amoebophrya sp. A25, 310 nucleotides long. NCBI's taxonomy places the organism in Eukaryota, Dinophyceae, Syndiniales, Amoebophryaceae. The record is from the annotation of a GenBank genome assembly.
ACAAGACAAGCACGACCACCUUCUGCCAGAGGUCCGGUAAAAGCUCUACCAUUAAGUGGCGUUGCCGUGCGAGUCAGCUCUAGGAGAACCAAGAACCCUCCUAAGGAAGCACUUGUCGUACAAGACACGCCAAGAGCAAGUACUAGUAGCGCAGGCAUUACAAGAACAUCAGCAACAGGCUCAAGCGUUGCUGAGAAAGAUAUUAAGGGCAGAGGCUCUAACAAUCAGCAAACUCCAGCGACAAGCAAGGCUUCUUCAAAAACGUCAAGUACAACUACACCAGCAGGAAAAGCUAGGAUGAAUAACUCGC